This is a messenger RNA of Carassius gibelio (silver crucian carp), 3291 nucleotides long. RefSeq lists its product as uncharacterized. The coding region runs from base 234 to 965 and encodes 243 amino acids. The record is from RefSeq and is a predicted model, not a curated record. The transcript is spliced from 6 exons. NCBI's taxonomy places the organism in Eukaryota, Metazoa, Chordata, Actinopteri, Cypriniformes, Cyprinidae.
UCUCGCUGUCUACUACAUUUAAGCUAAACCUGCACCCUGCCACCCUGUGCUGAGUGCGCUCGACGGAUUUACACCGGCUCUGGAUUUUGCUGACUUUGAGUCGUCUUUCAAAAAAAAAACUGCAAUGUGAAUACGAAGGCGAAUGCUAGAAAUAGAAACCGAAAGAAAGUGAGUCAAGAUUCAAAACAAAACAAACUGUUGUCGUCACCGCUCGCGCUUCAUAUCACGCAGAAAUGCUCCUCUUUGCAACCUUCGCUUUUCUUGUAGAUUUAUCCUGGGCUCUUCCAACAGAUAUUAUUAUUCAGUUCGAGCGCAGUGUUUUGCUGAACGGGACAGUAGUCGAGAGGAUCCUUAUCAGUGAUGCAAAUUUAAAGGGACAUUUCGACCAGCAACCUGUUGUCAGACCCAUUCAAGACGAAGUCCUGAAGAAGAUGGUGGAGAAAGAUCAUGAAACCGCAAGUUAUGGCACAUAUAUACGUUUGAGGGAAUGUAAGCUGCGAGGGUAUCGAGUCCUGCAGCUGUCCGACCGGUUUCAGCUCAAUGGCAAAGAUUAUCUGACUUUAGAUUCGGACAGUGAUUCAUGGACCGUGUUGAUGCCAGAGGCACAGGGUCUAAAGUCAUGGACACUUAAGGCUGAGCGUGCGAGUCUAGACAAAACUCACCUGAAAGAAGAAUGUGAGGAAUUCAUUAAACAGAUAAAUGAUGCCCCGAAUCAAGAAGGGCUUGGCGUGUUAAGAGUGAUGGCUCCAGUUCUCUGCACUUUUCUCUUCAUUGGAUUUGUCUUUAUGAGCCUCCUUAUCUUCAAGGGACACGGUCAUCAGCCAGGAGGUGUUUUAGGCUCAAUUAUCCACUAUCCAGCCCAUCAUUUUGAAGUACCAUUGAACGAACAGAGUCAAAAGGACAUCUCUCAAGUUCCAGUGCUGAAGGGUCCCUAUAGCAAUCAUCUAACCUGCCCAACCAUAUAAUUGUAAAGAGUCAACUCUUGGUCAAGAUUUCAGAAGUCUUAGAUUUUUUUAAAUAUUAUUAUUAGGGGCCAAGUACCAAAGGUGCGUAGGCAUCUAUUGUACCUGUUGCCAUUCUUAUUCUUCUUCUGCUCUUGAGUCUAUGGCAGCCCAUAGAACUGUAGUGCCACCACUUGUCCAAAGUUUCACUCAUGUUUAUGCUAAUAAAUUUUGAACCAUAAAGGCAGAAAAGGAAAAUUAUUUUUCCCCUGAAUCCUUGGUUUAAGCUGAGUCGAAUGAAGUCCAAAAUGUACAAAAUUGUAAGAUUAAAAUUUUUCUCUAUUUGACAUUUUCGGACAAACUUACUUUUUCAAACUCGUUCUAGACGGUUUGUCUGAUUUUCACCAAAAUGAGCUCAGAUCAUCUUCAGACCAUACUGGCAAAAAUUGUUGAUUAGUCAAACCAUUGUCAAAUAACGUGCUAAUGAAUUUUACAAAGAGCACGCAAAAAUGGAUAUGUGGCUGUAUCUCUACAACGGUUGGGCAUAUUGAGAUCAAACUUGGUGUGUGUUCUAUAACAAACAUGACCUGAGACUACCUGCAGCGUUUCAGCACUGUGCCACCUAGUGGUCAGGAGAUAUGAAAAAAAUAUAUUUUUGCUUAUGAAUUCUGAAUGGUUUGGUCAAAAUCACAAGUUAAGAUUAGAUUAGGUGCAGCAUGCCGAGUCAAAUGAUACCCAAUUUGCCCAUGUCAGCUAUUUUGGGCAUUGGCCAUUUUGAUUUUUUUGGUUAAAUGUUAUAUUUUAUGAAUAUUUUACUUGCUAUGCUUCUUCAGCACCAUGCCCUGAUGGUACUCAAACAUUUUGGGUUCAGCGCAACCUUGUGGUCAAAAUGUAUAAUAACUUUUUAAUAAUGAAAUCAUAAACUUCCUGUUCGCCAUUUUGAUUCAUGUUAAAAACCUACUUUUCCGAACUCCUCUUAGACUGUUAGUCCAAUUUUCACCAAAUAUGUCUUAAAUCAUCUUCAUACCAAGCUGGCAAAAAGUUAUGGAUUUCGUGUCGAUAUACAUAAUGGUUUUUGUUUAGCGCAUCAACUAAUUUGCCAAACUGCUUCUGAGGCUGUAUCUCUGCAAAGCUUUGAUAUAUUUACACCAAACUUUGUAUGUACCAUUGUCACCUCACACUGACCAUGCCACAUUUGGUAACCGUGCCACCUACUGGUCAAGAGUGACAAACCAUUCAUUAAAAUUAAAUUAAAUAAAAUGUAUUCAUUUAUUUAUUCAUAGCGCAUUGCUUUACCAAUUGAGCAACAGGAACACUAACAUUAGCCAUUAAUUUUUACAUUUCCAAAAAUGCUAAUCAUUUUUGAUAACAUUAGCAUAUUAUAAUGAAACUGGUCUCAAAAUAUUCCUUUGGUAAUGCUGACAACAUGGAUACCAAAACCUAGUUUUUCUAACUCCUCCUUGACCGUUGGUCCAAUUUUUACCAAAAUCGAAUCAGAUUAUCAUCAGACAGUGCUGACAAAAGUUAUGGAUUUUGUGUUGAUAGACAAAACUGUUUUUGAAUAGCUCCGCAAAAAAUUUGAGGCACUAUGACAUAUUAUGUCUGAGGCUGUAUCUCUGCAAAGCUUUGACAUAUUGACACUAAACUUUGUGUGUGCCAUUAUUACCUCACACAGAACACACCACAUCGAUUUGAUAACAGCGUUAUAAGCCAUUAACUCAUAUUAUGAGAAGUUCUGUUUAUGAACUUUUUGCCAUUUUGCUUCAAAUCAUACUUUUAAUAACUUUAAUAAAAUAAAAUAAACUUUAAUAACUAAUUUUUACAGUUGGCCUGAUGUUCCAUGCCAUGCUUAGCUCCUCAUUUUGCCGUUGGAGUGCUUGGCCCCUUAAUUGCUGCUUGCAGCUAUAUUAUUUAAAAAUGUUUUUGCUUGAAAUUAUCUUGAAAGCUUAAUUUUUAAUUGUGUCAGUAGUACUGUAUGCAUUACACACUGUUGCCGAAUGUUCUUGCACAGAGUAUAACAACAGUUUCCGUGCUUUCAAAAAGCAGUUUUUUAUAUUUUAUUUGUUUUGUUUUUUUACUGUAGUUGUGGUCUUUUUAUGCUACUCACUGAAAAUCUACCAUUUAUAAAUUGCACAAUCUGAAUCAUUUUUUUUUGUGUGUAAUGUCAGCUAGACAUACUAGUUUCUGAUGUGUAAUAUAUCACAUUUUCCCUCAGUAAAAUAGCUGAUAACAUGUUUAAAAGCAUUUGUUUCUUUGUACCCAAAGAAGUUAUUGUAUCCAGUAUUUGUUUUGUGUGUGAAUUCAUGCAAAAAGACCAAAAUCAGCAAAUAAAUUUUUCCUUAUGUCAUAA